AUGGCUGCCCAGUGUGCUCCCCUCCUGUUCCUUGCCUGUGUGUUGGCCCUGCCACAUCUCAGUAUGAGCACCCCAAGUCUGCCCCUCUUCAAUCAGUCUUCAAGCCGGGCAUCUCCUGGGAACACGUUAGUGGAAGGCCAGAUCCGGCUGGUGAAUGGCUCCAACCUGUGCUCCGGGCGGGUGGAGGUUUGGUACCGCGGGGAGUGGGGGACGGUGUGUGACGACGGCUGGGACAUGCGAGAUGCUGCGGUGGUGUGCAGGCAGCUGGGCUGUGGAGAGGCAGUGUCAGCCCACGGCAGCGCUCGCUUCGGCCAGGGCUCUGGGACCAUCUGGCUGGAUGAUGUCAACUGCAGCGGAGAGGAGCAGCUCCUGUCCCAGUGCUCGGCGCCGGGCUUGGGAGUGCACAACUGUCGGCACAGCGAGGACGCAGGCGUCGUGUGCUCAGGGCAGACGCCACAACCCAAGGACUGCAGUGAGAUCCCUCCUGGCAGCCCCAGUGGUGUCUACGUGAUCCAGCCCACAGGACUGCACCCCAUUGUGGUGUACUGUGACAUGAGUAUGGCAGGGGGGGGCUGGACAGUCAUCCAGAGGAACAACCAGACCACAGAGAUCACCUGGGCCGAGUCCUGGAGCACCUACAAGUACGGCUUUGGGAAUGUGCGCAGCGAGUACUGGCUGGGCACUGAGUACAUCCAUCAGAUCUCCAAGCAGAAGGUCUACCAGGUCAGGUUUGUCCUCUGGGAUGCCUCAAACAACAGCACCUUUGCAGACUACAGCCUCUUCUAUGUGGAAGCGGAGUCUGAGGGCUACCGGCUGAGGCUGGGAAGGUACCUGGGGAAGGCAGAGGAUGCCAUGACCUCAAACACUCCCACCACCACUCAUGACAACAUGAAGUUCUCUGCUAAAGACCGGGAUCAGGAUCUUCACAGCAGCAACUGUGCCUCCAGCUAUGGGGGUGGGUGGUGGUACUCGGCCUGUUACGCUGCACGGCUGAACGUCAAGGGGGGCAUAACCUGGCCCAGAUUCUGCAGUGGGAACUGCAAGGCUUCUGCCAUCCUCAUCAAACCCAUUACCUACUGCUAGAGCUUUGGCACUGCCCGU
Molecule: messenger RNA, 1101 nt
Organism: Dryobates pubescens (Downy woodpecker)
Lineage: Eukaryota; Metazoa; Chordata; Aves; Piciformes; Picidae
Product: fibrinogen-like protein 1-like protein
Exons: 4
Coding region: 1-1083 (360 amino acids)
Cellular component (GO): membrane
Source: RefSeq, a predicted model, not a curated record